Molecule: messenger RNA, 1637 nt
Organism: Capsicum annuum
Lineage: Eukaryota; Viridiplantae; Streptophyta; Magnoliopsida; Solanales; Solanaceae
Product: B3 domain-containing protein Os11g0197600
Exons: 6
Coding region: 194-1366 (390 amino acids)
Molecular function (GO): DNA binding
Source: RefSeq, a predicted model, not a curated record
UUGUCUAUGUGGAAUUUUAAUUAACCCCCCUCCCCUUUCACUUUCUAACUUCUUUUGCAUCUACAAGUUCUACUUGUUGUGCAGCAGUGAGCAUAACGUUCCAUUCCACAUACAACACUAGACUAUAUGGGUGUAUUCUUGAAAAUACAAGAUCCGUUGCUGUGAAGCAUACUCAGAGUAUCAGUAUUAGGAGAUGGAAGCAUGUCAUGAUGAAAAGAGGGUUCUUUGUUUCUUUAAAGUAUUGAUUGAAGCAUUGUGCUUUCAAGUUCUGAAAUCUAUAGGCUUGUCAUAUCCACUAAAACUAGUUGCGUUAAAUCCCAUAGCAAUCUCGCAGAGGAGAGGGAGCAAAUAUCAUUUUUACUAUAUUCCCUCAACGUUUGCUCGAUCAGUUUCCCACCUGACUGAUCAGGAGACUUAUCUGGAGGACUCAAAGGGAAGGCGAUGGAGAGCAAGAGUGUGUAAGCAUGAUGGUAGACUUGCUAUCAAACAGGGAUGGCCUGAAUUUUCAUCAGAACAUGGUCUGAAAUUGGGCAACUUUGUGGUUUUCCGCUAUGUUCCGUCUAGUCAGCCCUUCAUUGUUCAAAUAUUUGGAACAAGCGGUUGUGAAAAGAUCAGAUUCUGCAGUGACAAAGGAGAAAAAGUAGCAAGGGCUUAUUUGGAAGCAACACCCCCCCUGCUUCAAACAACAUCUGGUAAAGCAGAGUCUGAAAAGGCCACAGACAUUGAUGCUGGCACUGGGAAGGGAAAAGCAGCUAUAUGUGUGGAUGAAUCAUUUGGUAUGAUUGAUAGAGAUGCUCAAAAUGAUCAAGAAGACGGAAGGCUAUGUUUGGAUUUGACAAGUUUUGAGUUGCCAGCAAGCAAACCUCUUGCACAAGGAACUAGCAGUUGCGACAAUGGGAAAGGAAAAAGAAGAGCAAGUACUUCUCCGGAAGAAAUUAGGACUUCACCGCUGGGUCCAAAAGAUAAGAAAUUCAAAGAAGCAUCUCAGUUUGAUUCAGGAGAAGAGUGUGCGAAUAAUAUUGAAGAAGUCAUCAAUAGUGAGCCUUCUGAUUCAGGAGGCGCACCAUCUUCCAAUGCAGACAUAGUUUCAUGUUUGGUGAAGGUUGAUGGUCGAGAUUUUCUGGAAUUACCAGAAUCCUGGCCGAAACAUUUUCUGGAAAGGUCAAAGAAAGGAAGGAUGAUUAUUUUUCUCCGAGGACCAGAUAAAAGAAAGUGGACUGCCUUUUAUCACAGCAAAUCAUGUUUUGACGUUUUGACCUAUGGAUGGAAACAAUUUACUGAAAUUUAUGGCCUGAAUCCAGGAGAUGACUGUGUUUUUCAACUUGUUAAUCGGCCGGGAUGUAUAGUUGAUGUAUACAAGAUCUGAAGUUCCAAAUUAGACUACAAAAGAACUACUUGAAAAGUGCAACUGUCACAUUGUGCUUUUCAUAAGUUAUCAUUUCAUCAUAGCCAAACUUGGGAUUUGCGAUCCCAGUUAAGGUCGGUUCAGGAUCAUGAGAACCUAUUCAGAAGUUCUCGCAACUCCAAUCAUAGAAUACUGCAAUAUUUUGGGACUAAAUCUUUUUUAGUCUAGUUACAUGUUUGUUUAACUUUGUUUCCUGAGGUCCAAAUUUCAAGGAAGCAUGAAUUGCUUGUCA